CGAGGUGGAAAGACAUGGAAUCCUCCAUGAUCCGCAGCCCAUCGGGGCGGGAGAUCAGCAAACUAUAAAGCCCUGUCCAAAUUCACUCCUGGAAUUCACCCGGCGCACGUUGUUGAUCAUCCUCUGCCAAGACACGCCGAAGAUCGUUUACUCCCCAGCCUCGUCAAACACAUCCAAUAUGAAGCUCACCACCUCGGUCGCCCUGCUUGCCGCGGCGGGCGCGCAAGCCCACUACACCUUCCCGCAGACGGACAUCAACGGCCAGCUCUCCGGCGAAUGGGUGACGAUCCGUGAGACGACGAACCACUACUCGCACGGGCCGGUCACCGACGUCACGUCGGACCAGAUCCGCUGCUACGAGCUCAACCCGGGCACCCCCGCGCCCCAGAUCGCCACGGUGCAGGCCGGCGGCACCGUGACCUUCACCGUCGACCCAAGCAUCCAGCACCCGGGCCCGCUGCAGUUCUACAUGGCCAAGGCGCCGUCGGGCCAGACCGCCGCCACCUUCCAGGGCACCGGCAACGUCUGGUUCAAGAUCUACGAGGACGGCCCGUCCGGCCUCGGCACCAGCAACAUCACCUGGCCUAGCAGCGGCAAAACCGAAGUCAGCGUCAAGAUCCCCUCGUGCAUCGCGCCGGGCGACUACCUCCUGCGCGUGGAGCACAUCGCGCUGCACAGCGCCAGCACCGUCGGCGGCGCCCAGUUCUACCUCGCGUGCGCCCAGCUGACCGUCACCGGCGGCACCGGCACCCUCAACACGGGCGAGCUCGUCGCCUUCCCCGGCGCCUACAGCGCCACCGACCCGGGCAUCCUCUUCCAGCUGUACUGGCCCAUCCCGACCAGCUACACCAACCCCGGCCCGGCGCCCGUUAGCUGCUAAAUUCCAGAGCCGAUCGACUCAAGCUAUUGACUUGGACACGUACUUGUACCUCGAUAGCGUAUGUGAGCCUGGGGAUCUGCCCCAGUGCCUGCUCAUUGUUUAUGAGCUGGCUAUGAUAAUUGAGCUGCAGAUACAAAGUCGGCUUUAUCUCAAAUCAACGCACAUCCAGCCUCCAUCUAAAGUCAACGCGCUCUAUUCUCUGACUGCCAACCCCAACUUGUAGGAUG
Thermothielavioides terrestris NRRL 8126 is the source of this 1107-nucleotide messenger RNA. RefSeq names its product glycoside hydrolase family 61 protein. The record is from RefSeq and is a predicted model, not a curated record. Bases 179 to 880 code for a protein of 233 amino acids. The transcript has 4 exons. NCBI's taxonomy places the organism in Eukaryota, Fungi, Ascomycota, Sordariomycetes, Sordariales, Chaetomiaceae.